Aphidius gifuensis is the source of this 2471-nucleotide messenger RNA. It is a transcript of the gene ref(2)P, whose product is annotated as sequestosome-1. The record is from RefSeq and is a predicted model, not a curated record. Bases 611 to 2335 code for a protein of 574 amino acids. Gene Ontology annotation, cellular component: aggresome; amphisome. Gene Ontology annotation, biological process: aggrephagy; endosome organization; mitophagy. The transcript has 3 exons. NCBI's taxonomy places the organism in Eukaryota, Metazoa, Arthropoda, Insecta, Hymenoptera, Braconidae. Gene Ontology annotation, molecular function: zinc ion binding; protein kinase C binding; K63-linked polyubiquitin modification-dependent protein binding.
GAGAGUCACUCAACAAGACAAGUCACAUGACACAAUUUCCAAUUUUUGCCCAUCAUCAUAUCAAAAUGGCGUUCAACUAGGUCUCAGUAAUAAUUAUCUACAAAAUUAUUUAAACAACAUUAAUAUAUUUUAAUAAAAUAAUAAUUAUUUAAUCAAUAUUAUUUAUGUCAAAUACUAGCCUACAAAAUUUUCUUAUUUAUAUUUAAUCAGCUCACAGCUGUCAUUCUGUCAAAAUAUUAUUAUAUUUAUAUAGCGAAACUAGCGCCAUUGUUAUUUAGCGGUGUUUUUUAUUUUUUUUUAAACUCUGCGUUUGCGCAAUAUAAAUAUUUUCGAGUCAUCGAUUAUUGUUUUUUUUUUUUCCUCCUCACUUUUCAUUAAAUUUUAUUGCGCCACAUAUAAAAAGAGCAUACAAGAAAGUGCCAGAAUCAUUCCUUGAUAAUUAUCAUUCAUUGAAAGUUGUCGAAUUAUUAAAAAUAUUUAAUUACAAAUAUUAAAAGUAUAUAAAGAAAAAUAUUUUGACAUUUUGUGACAUUAAAUCCAGCUGGAUUUUAAAGAAGAAAAAAAAUUCUAAAAUUAAAUUAUAUAAAAAGUAUAUAAUUUAAUUUAGAAAAUGACGUCGUUAGUCAAUUUUAAAGUCUAUCUAAUAAAUCAGGAAGAUCCUGAUAAACAAGAAAUUCGUCGUUUUGGUGUUGAUCAAGAUGUUGUCACUAAUUUUCUGUAUUUACGUGAAAAAAUUUUAAGUGUAUUUCCAACACUUCGUGGCAGACAUUUUACAAUUUCAUGGAGAGAUGAAGAUAAAGAUGACAUUGUUAUUUCUAGUGAUGAAGAAUGGGGUAUUGCACUGGGUGAAACAGCUGAUGAUUUGGUACGUAAAUUAUACGUAUUUGUAUACUCUGAAUAUCCAAAAGAUUAUAUAAAUCCAUCAAGAGGAACAUCAGGUGUUAUUCAUGAUGGCGUAGUUUGUGAUGGUUGUGAAAAGCAAAUUCAAGGUUUUCGUUAUAAAUGUUUACAAUGUCCAGAUUUUGAUUUAUGUGCAAAUUGUGAUGCUCGUGGUAUACAUGAAGAUCAUUGUAUGCUACGUUUAAUUGCACCAGCACAAUGGAAACCACAUUGGGGACGUAGAAUUGCUGGUCUUAUGAAUCGUUCAAUGCGUAAAGCAUCAAAUGCUGCUGAUGAUGAUAAAGAAUUAAAAUGUCCAUUUACAAGAGUUAAUUCAUGCAAAGAAGAUCGUCGUGAUAAAGAACAUUGUCGUAAUAAAGAUAAUCAUCAUGGUGGUAAUGGUAAAGAUAAAGAUAAACAACAUUAUGGAAAACAACAUAAACGUCGUUGUAAUGAUAAUAAUGGUGUAUCAUGGACAAAUACACUUGCAAGUUAUUUAAAUGAUUGGGCAAAUGUACCAGGUGAAUGUCCAAGUAUGGAGAAAAUUCAUCAAGAUAUGGCUAAACAAGCUGCUACUGCUGCAAGUACUGCUGCUAGUUCUGCAAGUGCUGCAAGUGCUGGUGCUGCCGCUGGUGCUGCUGCUGCUGUUGCUGAUUUAACUGGUACAAUACCAAAAAAAAAUACAACUGAAGAACCAUCAGUUAAAAUACCAAAAACUAAAUCAACUGAUGAUGAGCAAAAAUCUAAUGAUACAGCUUCAAAAGAUGAUAAACAAAAAAGUGAAAAAAAAAAUCCAAUGGAUCCAUAUAUGGAAUUAUUAAAAAUGGUUGGUGAAAAUUUUACACCAUUUAUUGAAACAUUUGUUAAUCCACAACCACAAGUUAGUGGUGGAAUGUCUCAUAUACAAAAAGCUGCUGCUGAUGCUGCUGCUGCUGCUGUUGCAAGUCAUUUUAAUGCUCAGCCAAAUCCAUAUGGAUUUAAACUCAUGAAUCCAAAAUCAAAAGAUACUGAAACAACAAAAAAAACAGAUCCAAUAACUACUAAAGUUACUGAAAAUAUAACACCAAUGGAUACUGAUCAAAAUAACAAUGCAAGUGUUGAAACACCUGGAGCUGAUAAAUCAAGUGAUAAUGAAGAUUGGACAAUCAUUGGAGCAAAUGCAAAUCCAUCAACUGUUGAUGUUGAUACUAGCAAGGCAAUUCCAUUACCUUACAAAUUAGCUGAAGAAAAAGCUUCAACAUCAACUGGAUUAUAUCCAAAAUUACCACAUAUUGAAAAAGUACAAGAAGCCAAGGAGACAAUUAUUUAUCAUUCAGAUAAAAAAAUACAACAGUCUAUUGAAACAAUGAUGGAAAUGGGAUUUACAAAUGAAGGAGGAUGGUUAACAAAUUUACUUGUUUCAAAAGAUGGUGAUAUUGCUAGUGCACUUGAUACACUAAGCCCAGUUCGUCGUUAAAUAUUAUUAUAAAAAAAACAAUAAUUGAUAUUUAUAUAAUGUAUCAAUCUAUAUAAACUUUAUCUCACAUAUAUGUCCUGCAUUCCACUUGUCCAAUUUAAAAAAAAUGAAUAUAUAAUCAUUUGUCUUGGUAGAG